AUGAAUUCAAAAGACAUGCUUGUUGACAAGGUCGACAUAUUUUUCUUAUUGAAGCAGCAAAAACUAAUCACAAGAAGGGAGCUUGCUACUCUUCUGCCAGCACAAUCAUACAAUGAUUACCGAACAAACUACUACAGAAAACGAGUUCCAGAAGUCUUCGAUAGAAACAUCACAAGAGAGUGGUUUGUGUACAGAUACUUGGAUUCUUUCUAUGAGCAAAGAAAAAAAUCGAUUUGCAGCAUACACAAGUUUGAAAAGCCUGAUAUAUGCAUAAUAGCCAAAGGCAUAGCUGAAGAUGUUCCAGGCACAAUCAUGCACUCAAUAUCUUCGAGAUGCUCAAGCAUCGAAAGACUUUGGAUUCAGCAGCAAAGCUGCCAGAACAGAUUAUCAAGGAUGUGCUACAUUCUAUUGAAGAAGGGAUCGGAUAUAUAUGACUCAAUACAACUUAUGAAGUCUGUUGUGGAAGGAAAUCCGAAUAUUCAGUUUGAGCCGUUUGAUGUUUCUGACGUUGAAGAGCCUGUUAUUUCAUGUACAGACAGUGAUUAUGGCACUGCCAAGUCAAUGUUCAGCUCAUUAUGCAAAAUUUUCAAAAUUGACGAGGAUGAAGUUCUGAAAACAUAUAUAGCAAACAUUCAAACUCAAGGAAGCAUGGCGCAGACAAGUACAGCUGAGUUUUUCUGUAAUGCGCUUAAAGAUGUUUUUCUUUAUUGCUAUACAUGUGCGCAUCAAUAUGACGAUCCUCUUGAGAUGAUGAUGGGAUGCAGAAAUCACAAGUCUACAGAAGCUUCAAUCCGAAGAAGAGAGUUUCUUGUAGAAUAUCAAGGACUUGGAGAUCUCAAGAUAAAGACAAAAGAAGAAGAGCUUAAUAAAAUGAUAACUAUGGUAGAAGAAAAUCAUUACAAGUGUGAGUUUUGCGGGAAAGGAUUUAAGGAGGAAAUGUUCAUAUUCAAUCAUUUCAACAACAAGCAUGAGGAUGAAAUCAAGAAGAUUGACAAGUCAAUAGAAGAUUUUAGAAGAUUCCUUGACAGAGUUGAUUGUUUCAUGCUAGAAAUGCUUGAUGGGACAGACGAUGACCGAGUUCCAAGGUUUAUCCAGCCAAGUAUUAAGGAUGAAAGAGUUAUAUACGACAUGGAUCGCAUAUUCAGUGGGGAGAUAGUGCUCGGCAAGUGA
This is a messenger RNA of Ordospora pajunii, 1170 nucleotides long. RefSeq lists its product as uncharacterized. The record is from RefSeq and is a predicted model, not a curated record. NCBI's taxonomy places the organism in Eukaryota, Fungi, Microsporidia, Ordosporidae. Bases 1 to 1170 code for a protein of 389 amino acids. The transcript has a single exon.